Dissoconium aciculare CBS 342.82 is the source of this 5388-nucleotide messenger RNA. RefSeq lists its product as uncharacterized. The transcript is spliced from 3 exons. Bases 1 to 5040 code for a protein of 1679 amino acids. NCBI's taxonomy places the organism in Eukaryota, Fungi, Ascomycota, Dothideomycetes, Mycosphaerellales, Dissoconiaceae. Gene Ontology annotation, molecular function: phosphopantetheine binding; medium-chain fatty acid-CoA ligase activity. Gene Ontology annotation, biological process: fatty acid metabolic process. The record is from RefSeq and is a predicted model, not a curated record.
AUGACACGAGAAUUAUGCAGCGGACGGUCAUCCUAUCCAAUCGACCACGCGACGCUCUUGGCCGAGAUCCCUCGAGGAGCAAACUCGACAUUCGCUCCAUUGGCUACCCUUUCCGCACUUCUAGAUUCCGUCUCUGGACCUUGGCCCAUACUGGAGUUGCAAAGAACGCACACAGAGCUAUGGAAGCUUCUACCAGAGCAGGCCAAAGCCGGCCGUGCUUCGGAACUUGAGACCACAAUGCUCAACUACGUCUCUUCACAGUGCAAAUCUUCAUAUACUUCCCUUCUCGACCUGUACCAUCCAUCGUCAUCAUCAAAAGCAAUCAUUGAUCCUAUUACUAGCCGCUCAAGCCACCAUCUCAACCUGGCCACGACUGUCAGGAAUUUCCAGCUUCCGAGAGCGAAGACCACCAACCCCAAGCCCGUCGUGGCGAUCUCCUUACCUAAUGGUCCUCUUCUAGCCAUCACGGUGCUGGCCACCGCUACAUAUUAUACAGCCGCACCAGUGGCGCACGGUAAUGGCGUUGGCAAGGAGCAGUUCAAGACCGACGUAUUACAAUCGCGAUCCGACAUUGUCCUUGCAUCCGCGGAAGAUGUCACUCGACUCGGACUGCAGGACGCUUGGCUUUCAGAGGCUGGCAUCGAAGUCUUUCUCAUCGAUCUGAACGACUCAAUGGAUCUCGUAGUACGAACUCUCAAUGGAAGACUUGUUCAUGCCCCGUUCAGCAAGUCACCAGUCGUUCGGCCCGAGGCCAAUGCAGCAGACGACACCGGUAUUCUCCUUUUCACAAGCGGUACGUCAGGGACUAAAAAGCUCGUCCCUCUCUCCGUCCACUCAAUGGUCUGCGGAGUCGCCAUGGUUGUUGAAUCAUGGGGAUUGUCCCCAUCAAUGCGAUGCCUGAAUCAGAUGCCACUGAACCACGUCGGCGGUCUCGUACGAAAUCUGUUCGCGCCGAUCUUCUCCGGAGGUUCAGUGAUCUGCUGCGCAGGAUUCGAUGCCAACCUAUUUUGGGAUUGUGUGGAGGACCACUCCCCGACUUGGUACUACGCCUCACCCAGCAUGCACCAGUGUAUCCUCGAAGCAGCUGAGGACAGACCACAAAGUCUUGCAAAGAGCAAGAUUCAACUAAUCUGCAAUGCUGCUGGUGGCCUCUUACCGAGUCUUGCCAUUCAGCUGCGUGACACUUUCUCACGAGAAAAGUUGGAUUGCACAAUCCUUCCCAGCUAUGGUAUGACUGAAUGCAUGCCCAUUUCGACACCGCCUCUGGACUACCGCCUGCAGAAGACUGGAACCUCUGGUGUGACCGUCGGGCCUGAGAUUGCGAUCUUGGAUGGCCACGACCGCCCUCAGACAACUGACGUUGUCGGUCGGAUCUGCGUCCGCGGUGCUCCUGUAUUCGCUGGAUACCUUCGCGCCAACAACACUAUCGACCGAUCAUGUUUCACAGCUGAUGGUUGGUUCGACUCUGGCGACAUGGGUUACCUGGACAGCGAAGGCUACUUGUACAUCACUGGCCGAAGCAAAGAGGUCAUCAAUCGCGGCGGAGAACUAAUCAGCCCCUUCGAAGUCGAGGAAGCGAUUGUCGUGGCUGCCAGCAAGCCUAAUUCACACAUCUACGGCCGCGUCAGCAAAGCUCUGGCUUUCAGUGUGACUCACGAUGUACUUCAGGAGGUUGUCGGAAUCGCAGUGGUCACACCCAGUGGUGCACAAAGAGCAUGCUUGAGAGGAAUACAAGAGUCGGUCAAAUCAGUGCUCAGCUCCGUCAAGGUGCCUGUGCUACUCGUCUACAUGGACGACGGCCUACCCACGAAUAACAACAAGAUUCUGCGCAUUAAGCUCGCGGAGCGUUUGGGACUGCCCUCAAUAUGCGACAGCACGCCACCAACAGGGCGAUACUACGAGGCAGUCUGCCCGCCGCCCAACACAUCACUCAGCAUGCCCAUUCAGUGCAAAUCGCUCGAGAUGAACCACUACUGCUUGAAAGUUCUUGCCGAUGAGACCCUCUCAGAUGCCCAAGAAAGCUUCGUGAGGCCAGAUCUGACCGGAUUCUACCCAGAGCUGAUCGUUGCCCCGAGCCGAAACCAGAGCGUCAGCGGAGCAUCUAUUGUGACCGCCGCGAAUUCCCAAGAGCUGAUCAUGAAGCUGGCCAGCGGUCUGCACGGAUACAACGUUCCUUUCAAGGUGCGCGUCUUGGACACGGCCUUUCCUCGACGCUCUUCUGGUGAUAUUGACGUUGCGUCCUUGGACAUCCUGCUGAACACCCCUGAAGCCACCAAUGUGACUCACAAUCUCUCUGGCACCGAGGCUGUCGUUGCCAAGGUCUACGCUCUGAUUCUGUCAAUCCCGGUCAGCGAUCUCUCGAGCACUUCCCACUUCUUCGAUCUCGGUGGAGAUUCCAUGGCCGCUGGCAAGAUGCUGAACGCGCUCCGCAAGGAAUAUCCGCUCCGUCUUCCCAUCAAUAUCCUCUUCGCCAAUCCCACACUCUCCCAAUUGGCGCAAGUGAUUGAUGAUCGCAUGCUGGAAGAGAAACCAGAGAGCACUGAAUCGAUGGUUUCAGUCGAAGAGGAGUUGCUCCCAGGCUGUGCAGAGACUUGCAGCUCGACCAAUCCCUUCCUUUUGGUCAUCCAGCUGCUUCCUCUCGUGGCUAUCUGGCCACUUAAGCGUGCACUGACAUGGACCGUUUUCAUCUACUCGAUGACCGCCAUGUUCCCAUGGGCGACCACUGACAGUCUACCUGGUCGUCUGCUCAACUUGGUACUUUCUAUGGCCGUUGGCCGUGCUGUCACGAGGAUCGUCUGCCCGCUCGUGGCUAUCGCAUUCAAAUGGAUCGUUAUUGGCAAUCACCAAGAAGGUAUCUAUCCGAUGUGGGGCCGCUAUCACACGCAAUGGUGGCUCGUCGAAAAGGUUGUCGCGAUCUGUGGCCCGGGCGUCUUUGCAUUGUCAAAUUGGUCGCUCGUCUGGUACUACAGAUUGCUGGGAGCCAAGAUUGGCAGGAAUGUCAUCAUCAACAAGCACGCUCGUCUCGGCGAAUGGGACUUGAUCACAAUUGGCGACGAUGCGGUUUUGGAACGUUGCACUAUCCGUCCUUUCGCAGUUGAGCGCAACACCUCAAUGUACCUCGGACGUAUCACCAUCGGAAGCAAGGCCUCUAUCGGCUUGAGCGCCAUAGUUGCUGCCGGCACCAGUGUCCCCGCCGAUACUUGCAUUGGUCCCAACUCGUCCAGCUGGGAAGUACUCGAUGCGGAAGAGAGCAACCGUGACUUGAACGCAAGCAGUGUUCCUGAAGCGCACUGGGCCUUGCAGAUCUUCCUCGGUCUUCCGUUGACGGUCUUCAACGCCUUCCUCGGGGCUCUGCCAUGGCUCGCUUGCCUGGUCGCCCUGGUCAUCCGCGCACCCGAAGAUCACUUUGAAGACUUCUUGCAAUCGAUCAUCAUCUGGUUCGCAAGCCCGACCCGUGUUGGAUGGCAUUACGCCGCUCUGGCAGCUCACGCAUGUCUCGGACCUCUAUUCGGGUUUGCCUGUGUUGUGGCCAUCAAGAAGAUAUUCGAUCUGUUCUGUGGCCGCAUUACGCCGACCUUGGCUAGCGACCGCUCGCAGAUGACCAGAUUCCGAAUGCAGCUCUUGGAGACAUUGUUACCUGCCGGAAAGUUCCACAAGUUGACCGAGUUGUUUGGCACUCACUACGGUAGCACCUCCGCCUUUGCACGUGCAAUGGGUGCUAAGAUUGGUCGACGCGUUUACUGGCCGGGCACUGGUCCUUCGAUCCAGAGCUUCGAUCUUCUGGAAAUUGGCGACGAUGUUGUCUUUGGUUCCCGAUCGCACCUUGUCACCUCAGACGGUGGUGGUAGCGACUACGUCCGCAUCAAGUCCGGCGCCAUGGUCGCUGAUCGCGUUGUCCUCCUCCCUGGCUCCGAGCUUGGAGAGAAGACUGUGAUGGGAAGCGGUGCGCUGGCAAAGCGAAACAAGGCGUACGCCGAUGGCACCACCUGGGUCGGCAACAAGAAAAACGAAGCAGUCUGCCUCUCCGUCGAAUCCACGCGUCCUGAAAAGAGCGGCCACCGAACAGAGCAGUACUACGAGUCGAUCAACGCCCACAACAUCGUGCCACGCCACUCGCCCGCCAGUUCCACUGCCACUACGAUCCAAACCACGACGAUCCAACCCGAAUCUUCAAGUCCGUUCGGCCGUGCCUUUUACGAGGGCAAGGCUUCGUAUCGCGUGUGGGGCCAAUUCACCAUCUUCUGCUACAGCACUCUUACAGCAGUCCUCAGCGCCACCUGGUGGAACGCAGGCUCUAUUGCUGCAGUGCAGGUCGUUGGUCACAUGUACCAGAACAAGACUUGGCUAGCCCACCCGCACGGGUUUCUCGGUCGCGACAACAUGAUGCGACCUGCAAACUUGUUCAUCUUCUUUUGGGUUCUCAUCGUGGCUAUGAUGACCUUCCAGAGCAUCGUUGUUUUGGCAUUCACCAUCGCCGCCAAAUGGAUUCUCAUGGGCCGACGCAUGCCUGGCAACUACGAUUGGGACAAAUCCUCCUAUUGCCAACGAUGGCAAUUAUUCCUCAAGCUCGAGACUUUCCGUCGUCGCUGCUACGGUAACAUCGGCAUCCUCGGACUCCUCACCGGCACACACUACGUCGUGCUGUACUUCCGCGCACUCGGCGCCAAAAUCGGUUCAGACUGUGCCCUCUUCGCAUCAGGCAACCCCUCCCUGAUGUUCACCGAGCCCGAUCUCUUGACGCUCGGUGACCGCGUCGCUGUUGACGAUGCUAGUCUCGUCGGCCACAUCAACACACGUGGUAAAUUUGACCUCAACCCGCUCUCUGUCGGAUCGCGCAGCGUUCUCCGCACAGGCAGUCGUCUGCUCUCGGGCGCACGCAUGGAAGAGGAUUCUUGUCUCUUGGAACACACGCUCGUCAUGGCGGGUGAUGUUGUGGACACUCAGGCUACCGUUCAAGGCUGGCCUGCUGAGGAGUUCCAGAGCAAGAGGAUGCCGACGAUGGAGGUCAGACGGCACUGGAAGCCGUCUGGCUCCGCAUGAUCGGCGCUACACACUCAUUCUUCAAAUUUUCUUUUUUUCUUCCAAAAGAUUUUGCUGCUUUUAUUGUGGUUGGACUACUCCUUCCCCAUUUGGGUUGUUUCGAUGUCAGGCGUUUUAUGGUUGGUUUUGGAGUUGGGGUCCACGGCGGUAGAUACAGCAGUGAAAGGUAUCGCCUGCACAUGAUUGACGGAUGUCUUGCAUAUAUAAUAUUUUCUUCGCAUGGAUGCGGAAAGGAGCAUACAUAGAAUUAUCAAGGUCUCUAUGACUUUCAAUCGCAGAGUCAUAUUAUUGCUUCCUGCUUCCUGCUUCAACUCUGACUUGAGUUCGGUAGUCAAAACAGCCCUUGCG